AUGGAACUCUCCUUGUUCACUGCCCUGAUCACUCUCCUCAGCUUGCUGAUCACUCGUUCCGUGUCGGCUGGAAAAGUCACAACCCCGAACAAUGUCCCCAAAAACGCAAUCUUGUUGUCGAACGUCGAGUCCCUCACCCUUCGAGCUGGAAAGAUGACUACAUCAAGACGUGUUUCCGCUGUUCCACAGCUAAACUGCGUUGGUCCUCAAGAAAUUUGCAAAUUCUACACGGUGGAUGUUAUGCGAUGUCAAAAUGAAGGCGCAGAUUAUGAUGCAGAGAAUAUUCAGUGGGCAUGCAAGGCGAACUUGCCAGAAGAGUUCAAACUGGGAGGCACUGAAGUCGCAUGCGAAGGUUAUGCAUCCAGUGACGACCCUUACGUUCUAAAGGGCAGCUGUGGGGUUAAUUACAGACUUCUUUUGACGGAGAAAGGUGAAGAAAAGUACGGACGGCACAACCCGUCGCCAGGAAAUUCUGAUUCAGAGGGUCAAAUGACUGGGUUCGCACGGGUUGUCUUCUUCGUCAUCUUUACCAGCGUUCUUUUCAUUAUCGUUGCUCGACUGGUCCAACAAUGUCAGAGGAACCCUCCACGACUCGGCGGCAAUGCUGGACAAGCACCACGGUAUGGAGGCGGAGGUGGAGGCGAUGAUGGUGGCAAUGAUGACCCUCCGCCGCCAUAUGACUCUCACAGCUUCAACAAUCCAGGUAAGUAUAACACAUCCGGCACUAGGAGCUAUGGUACUGCAGGCUCGUCGAGGAAUGCCGGAGGUUGGAGACCUGGACCUUGGACCGCUGGGUUGACAGGAGCUGGUUUAGGUUAUGCUCUUGGUCGCAAUCAGAAUCGAACACAAACUGGGACCAGAUCGCCACCAUCCAGGUAUGGAGGAGGAGGAAGCUUCUUUGGUGAUGGUGAUGGAGCUGGGCCGAGUAACUCAAGGUCUUCAGAACCUAGUUUCUCUAGUAGUCGAUAUGAGUCGACUGGUUUCGGUGGCACAUCACGACGUUGA
Lithohypha guttulata is the source of this 1005-nucleotide messenger RNA. RefSeq lists its product as uncharacterized. The record is from RefSeq and is a predicted model, not a curated record. Gene Ontology annotation, cellular component: endoplasmic reticulum membrane. Gene Ontology annotation, biological process: regulation of store-operated calcium entry. The coding region runs from base 1 to 1005 and encodes 334 amino acids. NCBI's taxonomy places the organism in Eukaryota, Fungi, Ascomycota, Eurotiomycetes, Chaetothyriales, Trichomeriaceae. The transcript has a single exon.